AGUCAGGUGCCCUGGUGUGUUGGUCCAGCAGUCGGGGAGAGCAGCUGUUGCUCCUGUGAUUGUGGAGGAGAUACAAUUGCAAGAGGUACCCAGUUCCACUGGAGAAUCAAAACUAAAUAGAGCUAUUACUGGACGUUUCUUCUUCAGAAUCCAUGGUUUCACAACUUUCCUUUGACUGUGUCCUGCUGCUGCUGCCACUACUCACAAGGUCUUUGGAAGGGGAAUACGUAGUUGAAGUGGGUCAGAAUGCUGUUCUGCCCUGCACCUACUCUCCAGCCACUCUUGAGAAUCUUGUGCCUGUCUGCUGGGGCAAGGGAUCCUGUCCUAUGUUUGAAUGUCAUAGUAUGGUGCUCAGCACAGAUGGAAGGAACUUGAAAUAUCAGACAUCCAACAGAUACCAGCUAAAGAGGAAUUUCCACAAAGGAGAUGUGUCCUUGACUAUAGAGAAUGUGACUCUAGCUGACAGUGGGACCUAUUGCUGCCGGAUUCAAUUCCCAGGCCUAAUGAAUGAUAAAAAAUCAAACCUGGAGUUGGUCAUCAAACCAGCCAAGGUCACCCCUGCUCGGCCUACACGCAGAGCCUUCGGUACAGCCUUUCCAAGGAUGCUCACCACCAAGGGAUAUGGCUCAGAGACACAGACACUGGAAGCCCUCCAUGAUAAAAAUCAAACUCAAAUACCCACAUUGGCUAACGCACUACAAGACUCUGCUGUGACCACCAGAAUAGGCAUCUACAUUGGAGUGGGGAUCUCUGCUGGGCUGACUCUCAUUCUUAUCAUUGCUGCUUUAAUUCUCACAUGGUAUUCUUAUAGCAAAGAGAAGUUACAGAAUUCAAGCCUGGUCACUUUGGCCAACGUCGCUCCCUCAGGGUUAGCAAAUACAGUAGCAGAAGGAAUGCACUCGGAGGAAAACAUCUAUAUCAUUGAGGAGAACAUAUACGAAAUGGAAGAUCCAUAUGAAUACUACUGCUAUGUCAGCAGCGAGCAACUAUCCUGACAACCCAGAGGUCUAACCCUUUAACCCUGCCAGAUCCCACUACUUCAUUUUUGAGCAUGGUAUCAUUGUGAAAACUAUGAAAUGUGUCAGCUGAUUGGUUUUAGAGGCCCUGUCCAUGGCCACCAAGCAGAGUUUUUACAUUUUGGGAGAUAAUUAGCUCACAUAGGGAUGGAACUGUGUCCUACACUGUAUUUAGGUACAACAUCACCUCUGUAUUUCAGCCAGUGGGGCUACCCAAUUCAGAGCAUGCUAAUUGGGGCAUUAGAGUUCAAAUGGGCUUUUAUAUAGAGUAGGAAUUUUUUUUUUUAAUGUUUAUUCACUUUUGAGAGAGAGAGACAGAGACAGAGACAGAGGACGAA
Molecule: messenger RNA, 1354 nt
Organism: Lynx canadensis (Canada lynx)
Lineage: Eukaryota; Metazoa; Chordata; Mammalia; Carnivora; Felidae
Gene: HAVCR2
Product: hepatitis A virus cellular receptor 2
Exons: 7
Coding region: 153-995 (280 amino acids)
Source: RefSeq, a predicted model, not a curated record